Bactrocera dorsalis (oriental fruit fly) is the source of this 969-nucleotide messenger RNA. RefSeq lists its product as uncharacterized. Bases 163 to 969 code for a protein of 268 amino acids. Gene Ontology annotation, molecular function: sequence-specific DNA binding. The transcript has 2 exons. NCBI's taxonomy places the organism in Eukaryota, Metazoa, Arthropoda, Insecta, Diptera, Tephritidae. The record is from RefSeq and is a predicted model, not a curated record.
CUAAUAUAUUUGGGUGGGGAAAUUGCGCCAAAAAUGAAAGAUGAAAAAGAAAUAGUCAACGGAAUUUUAGUUCUGAUAGAAUUUCGUCGAGAAAAGUUUAGCUCGGUCGCCAAUUCGUGUUCUAACUGUAUAAAGUAAUUUUUAACUAAUUUUUAUUAAAAAAUGUCUAGAGUUAGGAAGUGUCGCGUUCGCGAGUGUGAGACAGAAUCUUCCGGAAGAUUCUUCUCAUUCCCUAAAGGAGAGGAGGAGUUGCUGAAGUGGGUGGAAAAUUUACGUAUCCCACCAACGCAGGAUUUACCCACCCACAAUGCAUUUGUUUGCAUUAAGCACUUCGAACAAAGUGCUGUGGGUGUGAAAAAGUUGAAGGCACAUGCUGUGCCCACCCUAAACCUUGGAUAUGACGAACCCCCUAAGCAUUUGUGGACGGCUCCAUUGCCGAUUCGAAGAUGCUGCAUUACUAAUUGCGUUAACAAGCAGAAAACGCUGUACAAAUUUCCGAAAGAAAAAGAUGUUCGGGAAAGUUGGGCAAAGGCUUGCAACUUAGUUGUGUCACCUUCCGAUAGUCUUUUUAUUUGUCGAAGCCAUUUCGAUUCGCAGUACGUUACCAAGUUUAAACUAUUGCCUGGGGCUUUUCCCUGUUUCAGAUUAGGUUCAGCACUAAGUCGUAGCUCAUCUAGUGCUGACUCUAGUUGGGUGUGCCCGCCCGUUUCUAAUACUUAUGGUCGUCAUGAGGUAGCUGUAGGAAGUAAAGAAGAGAAGGACGACAUAACUUUGAGGGAAUUCGAAGAAUAUUCAAUUUUAGAAGAAAGGAGAUUAGGAUUAGAAACCCAAAAUAACGACGUAGGCUAUGCAUUAGAUAGUAGUGAACGAUUUGCUCGAUCGGCACGUUACUAUCAAAGUAAUGCGCUUAAAUUGAAUAAUAAGAUCAAAGAGUUAGAGGAUAUAAUUAAAGACUUGGAAAAAAGGUAA